CCACCACUAUGCCCGCCUCGCCCUCACCAGAAAGAUCACGCCGGCGCUCGGCCUCGCCGUCCCGCGAACCGCGGCGCGACCGCUCGCGCUCGCGCUCGCCGCCACCAAAGCAGUGGUCGCAGCGCAAGGCGAAGGAGCUGUCGUUCUACAAGAAGGGCGGCGCGGCCCCGCCGCCACCGCGCGCGCCGGGCGCGGCGUAUGUCGAGGAGGAGGAGACGGCCAAGGAGCGCGCGCAGCGCCGCGAGCGCGGAGAGGUGCCCCGCCGCUUUGGCGGCUCGCGCGAGCAGGGCGUGCGGAAUACGAUGGGCAACGUCGUCGUGCCCGUCGCUUCGGCGCCGGGGAGCUUCAAGCGGACCGGCGACCCGCUGGACCGGCUCGGCGUGCGCGGCGAGCCCAAGGACCGGGAGUACAGGAGAGAGGACCGCGACCGCGAGCGUGAGCGGGAUCGGUACAGGGAUCGAGACGACCGCGAUCGGAGGGACAGAGACCGCGACCGCGAACACCGCGACAGGGACCGCGAUCACCGGCGCGACGACCGCGACCGCGAGAGGCCAUCAGCCGCGUCUACAGCCCAGCCGCCACAGCGCCCGCCCGCCCCCGGCUCCAGCGCACCCCCGACCAUCCGCCCCGGCCGCAUGAUCGAAGUGAUCGCCAACGACCGCAUGGGACGUAAAGUCCGCGUCAAGUGCCUCCCGACCGACACGGUGGGCGACCUGAAGCGCCUGAUCGCCGCGCAGACGGGCACGUCGGCGCAGAAGAUCCAGCUCAAGAAGUGGUAUACCAUGUUCAAGGACCACGUCACGCUGCAGGACUAUGAGAUUAACGAUGGGAUGAGUCUCGAGAUGUACUAGGCGGCGCGGGGAGAGUUAGAGGUGUGCUGGGCUAUGGUGCGGCUGGGGCGAGGACUUCGUGGCGGCCUGCUGGCCCCCGAUGCCACCGAUAUGCAUUAUUUACCUACACCACUGUAUGCCAAGUCCCCUCGCCCGCCACUACAACCUCCCCUUCUCCUCCUUCUCCUCCUGGUAUCGCCCAAACAGCUCGUCGUAAACCGGCCCAACGAGCUCAACCAAAUCAUUAGUGACCAUGGCCCGCUUCUUCGUCUCCCAUCCGCGCCUAGAGACCGUGCGGUUGAAGGUGCUCGCGCCAUAAGCCGCCAGCAGCGGGAUGUGCGGGGUGAGCUGCUCGUCGGGCGCAUGCCCGACGUGGGCGUAUGCGCCGCGCGCCCACUCCAGUCCCCAGGCGAGCAGGGUGCCCGUAGAGCCGGAGAGGAUAUCCCCCUGCCCGCCUACGCGCUUGAGUCCGCCCUGCGUGCUCUCCACCAGCGUGUCGCCCUGCACGCCAAACACGGCGGGUAGCGCCGCGCCGUUGGAGAUGACGUCGUUCGCGCCUUUCUGGAUAAUCGUCACGUUGCCGAGCUUCUUCGCGAGCGCCGCACAGCUGCCUUCUGCCUUGGCGUCGAUGCCAGUCGCGGAGCACAGGCGCCCAAACUCCAUCACGUUCGGCGUGAGGAUCACGCGCUGCCCGUUCCAGCCGGACACUAGCUCGGGCUCCGAGUUGAGCAGCCACAGCCCGUCGGCGUCGACGACGACGCCCAGCGUGCUGUCCUUGGCGAGGCGGAGCGCCUCCCGCGCACAGCUCUGCAUGAACUCGCUCCUGCCGAGCCCUGGCCCAAUGACGAGCACGUGCAGGCGCUCCAGCACCGACUUG
This is a messenger RNA of Vanrija pseudolonga, 1707 nucleotides long. RefSeq names its product Ubiquitin-like protein 5 (gene UBL5). Gene Ontology annotation, biological process: protein modification process; mRNA splicing, via spliceosome. Gene Ontology annotation, molecular function: protein binding; protein tag activity. The transcript has 2 exons. Gene Ontology annotation, cellular component: cytoplasm; nucleus. The coding region runs from base 9 to 851 and encodes 280 amino acids. The record is from RefSeq and is a predicted model, not a curated record. Lineage: Eukaryota; Fungi; Basidiomycota; Tremellomycetes; Trichosporonales; Trichosporonaceae.